CAAGAAUUCACAAUCAAAGUACAAUCAGAAGACCCAAAAAAGAAGGAAAAGCCAGAGAGCGACAAACCCGACUUCGAAGGCUCCUCGAAACUCUUGAAAGAUGGCAAGAAGGAUGCCAAAGAAGGGGAGGAGGGUGAAGAACUCUCGGAAGAGGACCAACAGCUGAAAGAUCAGCUGGAAAUGCUCCUCUGCAACUUCUCUGAAGCUAACACCGAACUGUAUCGGCCUGCCCUUGAAACUCUACGGACGCUCAUAAGAACAUCAACAUCCUCUAUGACCUCAGUUCCCAAACCACUUAAAUUUUUACGACCUCAUUAUCCUGACCUUCAAGUACUCUAUGAGUCCUGGCAGCCCUCCGAAGACAAGAGUCUUUUCGCGGAUAUUUUGUCCGUUCUCGCCAUGACUUACUCCGAUACUCAACCCCGAGGAACUCUACGCUACCGACUACUAUCUGCAUCUCUUCGCCCAUCCGAUUCACCUUUAGCGGACCCAGGUACUUGGGGUCAUGAAUACGUCCGCCAUCUCGCCGCAGAAUUGGGGGAGGAAUACACUGUUCGAAGUUCCACCACCAGGACGACAGAAGAUCUCCAUGCUCUGGCGAAGCAAUGCGCUACUUUCCUUCUAGGGCAUAAUGCUGAGCCAGAUGCCGUCGAUCUGUUGGAGGAGAUGGAAAUCGUCAACGAAAUCGCUACCUUGGUUGACGAGAACACUUAUAGUCGAGUGUGCCAAUACAUGGUGCGAUGUGUCAACCUCUUACCACCCCCAGACGACAUUUCAUUCUUACGCACUGCUCACACAAUAUACGUGCAACACCACAAAUUUCCCGAAGCCCUCGAGCUUGCUAUCCGCCUGGGCGAUCCAGACCUCGUUCGAGAAGACUUCAACGCUCCUGGAAAUCCACUGAUGAAACGGCAACUGGCGUUCAUUCUCGCACGGGCUCAAAUACCUCUGGAAUGGCUACACCCGCCCUCGUCAGACCUUCCUGAAGACCUUCUCGAUUGCCUCGGCAACACACGACUCAGCGCUGCUUUCCGCGAAUUUGGGAAAGAACUUGGUGUAGCUGAUGCCAAAAGCCUGGAAGACGUCUACAAGUCGCAUCUGGAAAACACAAGGCCUGGAGCUACGGCUAACGUGGACUCUGCGCGCGGGAACUUGGCCGGAACAUUUGUGAACGCUUUCGUGAAUGCUGGGUUUGGCAACGAUAAGUUGAUGGUUGAGGCCGAGGAGGGGAACAGCUGGAUUUACAAAAACAAGGAUCACGGCAUGAUGAGUGCAGCCGCUUCGCUCGGGUUGAGUUUGCUUUGGGACACCGAUGUUGGUCUCAGUCACGUCGACAAAUACACCUACUCUGCAGAGGAACACAUCAAGGCUGGUGCCCUGCUCGCUACAGGAAUAUUGAAUACUGGUGUAAGGACUGAAGCCGACGCCGCACUCGCACUCCUUGCAGAACACACGGAGAACAAGUCAGUGCCCUUGAAGACAAGCGCCAUCAUGGGUCUUGGUUUGGCAUAUGCCGGCUCACAUCGGUCAGACGUAUUGGAUUGCCUUCUCCCUCACGUCACAGACGAGAACGUGACGAUGGAGAUCGCCAGUCUUGCUUCAUUAGCCCUUGGGUUUGUUUUCGUUGGAAGCGAGAAUGGUGAGAUCACGGCGGCUAUCCUCCAGGUCUUGAUGGAGAAAUUUGACCGAAACGACAACUCCCUCAAUGAGAAAUGGGUGAGGUUUAUGGCUCUUGGAUUGGGUUUGGUAUACCUUGGCCUUCAAGACGCGUCGGAUGCGACGAUCGAAACCCUCAAAGCCAUUGACCAUCCCAUCUCAAAAACGGCUCAGAUUCUCGUUGAGGCCUGUUCUUUUGCUGGAACGGGAAAUGUGCUCAAGAUUCAAGGGAUGCUCCAUCAAUGCGAUGAGCAUAUUGAUACUAGUGAAAAGAAGGACGAAAGUAAAGAGGGCGAGAAGAAGGAUGAGGAGCCAAAAGAGAAGCGUGACGAUACAUUCCAAUCUUUCGCUGUUAUUGCCAUCGCCCUCAUUGCCAUGGGCGAGGAUAUCGGCGCGGAGAUGUCAUUGCGCCAAUUCAACCAUCUUAUGCACUAUGGCGAGCCCACCAUCCGGAAAUCCAUCCCCCUCGCAAUCGGUCUCGUCAGCGCAUCAAAUCCUCAACUACCGAUUCUCGACACCCUCUCAAAAUACAGUCACGAUAACGACCUGGCGGUCGCUCUCAACGCCAUCUUCGCCAUGGGUCUCGUUGGUGCUGGUACAAAUAACGCUCGAUUGGCGCAGAUGCUCAGGCAACUCGCUGGGUACUACCAGAAAGAGGCUGACUGCUUGUUCAUGGUUCGCAUCGCACAGGGAUUGGUCCAUAUGGGCAAGGGAACCAUCGGACUGAACCCCUUCUUCUCUGACCGGAGUAUCAUGAGCCGGCCAGCUGUCGCCGGCCUUUUGGCAACACUGACGGCGUUUACAGAUGCCAAAUCAUUUAUUCUUGACAAGUACCACUGGAUGCUCUAUUUCUUGGUCACCGCGAUGUACCCGCGGUUCUUGAUCACAUUGGACGAGGAGCUGAAUAACCUUCCCGUUACUGUCCGAGUGGGACAGGCAAUCGAUGUCGUUGGACAAGCUGGAAAGCCCAGAACGAUUUCAGGAUUCCAAACACAUCAAACACCAGUAAGGCUGGGGACAACUGAGCGUGCAGAGUUGGCGACAGAAGAAUACAUCCCCUUCAGUCAUGUUCUGGAAGGCUUUGUUAUCCUGCAGAAAAACCCUGGCUGGGAGAAGGAGGACAAGAUGGAGCUGUAGCUAGGAUGCUUGUAGACAUUUGUUGGGGCCGUGUUUAGAACUAAUGAUUUGAACAAACAACAUAAUUUGC
Molecule: messenger RNA, 2863 nt
Organism: Laccaria bicolor S238N-H82
Lineage: Eukaryota; Fungi; Basidiomycota; Agaricomycetes; Agaricales; Hydnangiaceae
Exons: 16
Coding region: 181-2793 (870 amino acids)
Biological process (GO): proteasome-mediated ubiquitin-dependent protein catabolic process; regulation of protein catabolic process
Cellular component (GO): proteasome storage granule; proteasome complex; proteasome regulatory particle, base subcomplex
Molecular function (GO): enzyme regulator activity
Source: RefSeq, a predicted model, not a curated record